CAAUUUUCUAUUCAAAUGCUAAAGAUAAUUUCAAUGUUGUCCUUUCAAACCAAGUAUUGUAAAUAAACUGUGGGAGAUAUUUAGCAAUAAAUAUUUAGCGAUAAAUGAACAUCGCAUGCAUUAUGUAAAAUAUUUUAAUUGACAACACUGCUUCGAGCGAGACGUAUAUACACUUCAAAUCGUUUAGUGCUCGUUUUAAUAAUUAAAACUACCAUGUCUUCCACAGUAACAAGCAUCUUAAGUUCAACUGUAGGCUUGUUAUGGAACAAAGCUCGCGACUCGACUGCGGCAAAACUGAAGGACGGCGAUGUUGCGGAUGCAAAAGUUCGGGAGAUUGUCGUGAGAGAGUUGAACGACAUCAAGACGAAACUUGAUGGUCUUUCACGCAAAGAUCUGCUCAGCAGCUCCCGAUUCCUGAAAGAAGGAGUAGAUUUACUCUACGUUUCUCUUGAUAAAUCAAAGCUGGAGCAGAAAGCUGUGAUGGACCCAACUCAACAAGACCGUGGUGAAACAUCAGGAAUGUCGAGCGGAGUCGACUCUGGGAUCUUGAGCGAAGCCUUAGAACUUUCGCACGCCAUGGGAAAGAUGAAAAUCUACUCUGAUAAAGAGUUUGAAUCCGCUAAAGAGAGGUUUAAAGAUGCCCGUAAGAGAGCAACCGACGCUUUCUGCAAUGAGGCAUUAAAUAUUAACGACAGAAUCUUCGCGGCCAAACUACGUGUUGUUUCUGAGAUACUGGAAUGUCUCGAUAGUCCUCAAACCGCCAUCACAGGGUGUCUGUCGUUUCUUCAAGAUCUACAUAGCUUACCAGCUGUCUGUGAGAUGUUCGACGUUUAUCUUAAUGGCGGUGUCAAGUCGUUGUUGGGUAAAGCAGAACGUGUCGAGAACGUAAAAUCUGUGAUACUUAUCAACUAUGUUUUGUUUAAUCUUAAAUCCAAAUUCAGUCGCAGAUUUACUGACAGGUUAACAUGGCCUGGCAUAAUUGAACUUACUGAUCGCACUUUUAACCCAAUAUUGGAUUGGCAGGAGGUUUCGACAAGAAAGUCUAUGGGUAAUGAAUUGGGUCAAGCUCCCAAGCGGCUAAUACUUGAUGACGCAAUACGUCCACGUUUAUCUGCUGUGGACAGUCAUGGGAAUGUGGUUGUUGGAGAAUGCGGGAAAUGUAACAUCAAUGUAAUUCAGAGAACAGGAGAAACCAAAGUGGUUCAUGAAUUACCAGAUUGUGGAGAAGGCAAAGUUAUCGACCAAGGUAUCGUAGGACUCGCUGUUGAUAAGAAUAACAAUGUUUAUGUUGUUAGAUGGGUUAAAACGCAUACGGAAAAUUGCGACGUGGAAUGUUACGUGUUGAAUGUGUUGGAUGAAAAUUAUAAUGUAAAACACCGCUGCAGAUUUGAUUUCCUUCAGGUUACAAUUACAAUCCCAUAUGUUACAAGCCCAUAUUUUCAUGUGGUGUGGAUCACUAUACACACAAACAAUAAUAUGAUCAUGAUCAAAAACGGUGAUUCGAAUGUCUAUGUCUGCGAUAACGUUGGACAAUUGAAACACAAGUUUGAACCACAUUCCGUUGGUAUACCCUGGUUGGGUAUUUCAAAUAAAGAUGAAAUCAUGAUACCAUCACAUGAUGGCACGGCCGUUCACUUCCACUCCGAGGAAGGAAAUCUGAAAUCGACAGUACAACUACCAGAAGGUCACCGGGUUCUUGGAGUGGCACUUCACCAUGUCAUUUGUAAAAUAAUUGUUUUAACCUUUGUCAGGGAUAAAGAUUCAUAUUUCCUUGUUUGUUACACUGAGACAGGCGAACUGGAGACCUCGACGUUGUUUAGCGAGGACGAUGAUAUUAAAUGGUCCCCAUCAAUCACAUCUCAUCCAAGUGGUCCUGUUGCUGUUGUACGAGAGAAAACCAUCACCUUUAUUUAAGGAGAGUACUUUACAUUAUGUGUAAAUAAAUUAAAAUACGUUUAUAAUUUGACAAUGUGGAUAGAUAAUAUUAGUUUGAAUUAGAAGACGUUUUAUGCAGUUUUCGGCCAAAAACGUCAUUGACAUUGACAUUGUUCAUCCCAUAACUUUUCGAUUUUUAUGCACACUUUUUCAACUGUUCUUUGAGAUUGUUUUUGUGCGCUAAAAAUACCUUCAAGAAUGGGUUUUUGAAAAAGAUAAAUGACUUUUACUGUAAAGC
Messenger RNA from Paramuricea clavata, 2173 nucleotides. The record is from the annotation of a GenBank genome assembly. Lineage: Eukaryota; Metazoa; Cnidaria; Anthozoa; Malacalcyonacea; Plexauridae.